AACUAAGGUCAUUGAGUUCAUUCAUUUAAGAAACAUAAGUAUGCAUUUUCAAAUAAGUUUAAACCACGAGAGCGAGCUAAGUACAUGAGUAUAUAUUUAUCAAUAAUAUUGUUGUCCACAAAUUGCAUGAUGGCGGAAUAUUGCAAAAGAAAAUACCGUAUUCUUAACCCACAUUAAAAAAAAUUCAUGAGUUUAUGAAAUAUCAAUUAAAUUGAGAAAAUCAAUAAUUAAAGUUAACUCUCUUUAUAAAUGUUUCGGCCAAAAACUAAAAUACAAUUCGUUUCAAUAAAUUAAAUCUCACGAGUAAUGAUAGUGAAGAUAAUUUGAUGUAUUUAUUUUAAUUUUGUUACUAUUUUAAUACUUUGAAAGUUAUAAAUUAUCACAAAAAUUAUGGCUGUAUAUUACAAAUAAAAUGGGUACUUGUUGUAGUCGCCACUCUCCCGAUCCUGGUCGUCAUAUGGUGUUUCAUCCAGGGUAUAAAAUUGAAAGUACGAUAGAUGUCCUUAAUAAAGGUUCAGGUGAUGUACGCUAUGUUGCAGAUUUAAGUCGACAACAUGGAACUGCAAGUAUUAAAAGACAUGGAGUUGAUAUUAUACGAACCCCUACAUCAACAUUGCAUUCAUCAUUGCAUAGUCGGAUUGUGGUUGCAGUGUAUAAUUAUCAAUCAAGGGAAAUGUCGGAUGUUUCCUUUGUUAAGGGAGAUCGUAUGGAACUAUUAGAUGACAGUGAACCUGAUUGGUGGCGAGUAAGGCAUUUAAGGACAGGUGAUGAAGGAUUAAUUCCAUGGAAUUUUGUUGCAGAAGAAAAAUCUGUUGAGAGUGAAGACUGGUUUUUUGGUAAAAUAUCUCGAAAAGAAGCAGAAAAACUCUUAUUAUCAGAAGAAAAUCAAAGAGGAACAUUUUUAGUUCGAGAUUCUGAACAUACUCCUAAUGGUUUUUCUUUAAGUGUAAAAGACUGGGAGGGUGGACGUGGCUAUCAUGUUAAACAUUACAAAAUUAAAACACUGGAUAAUGGUGGUUUUUAUAUUGCUACAAAUCAAACAUUUUCUAAUUUACCUGAAUUGAUAAUUGCAUAUUCUAAAAAUGCUUUGGGAUUGUGCCAUGUGUUAGCUCGUCCUUGUCUCAAACCACAGCCACAAAUUUGGGAUUUAGCUCCAAAUUUUAGAGAUCAAUGGGAAAUAGAUAGAAAUGAAGUACAACUAAUUAGAAAACUAGGUCAUGGUAAUUUUGGAGAAGUUUGGUAUGGCAAAUGGCGAAACAAUAUUGAAGUAGCAGUAAAAACUUUAAAACAAGGCUCUAUGUCAACACAAGCAUUUUUACAAGAAGCUUCAAUUAUGAAAAAGUUUCGACAUGAUAGAUUGGUUGCUUUAUAUGCUGUUUGUUCAAAGGAUGAACCUGUAUUAAUAAUUCAAGAAUACAUGUGCAAUGGCAGUCUGUUAGAUUUUCUAAGAAAUAGUGAUAACAAAUAUUUACAAUUUGCUGAUCUUAUUUAUAUUGCUUCACAAAUAGCCAGUGGAAUGGCUUAUUUAGAAUUGAAACAAUUAAUACAUAGAGAUUUGGCAGCUAGAAAUGUCCUUAUAGGAGAAAAUAAUUUAGCCAAAAUUUGUGAUUUUGGACUAGCUAGGAUUAUUGAGGAUGAUGAAUACUGUCCAAAACAAGGUACCAGAUUCCCAGUCAAAUGGACAGCUCCAGAGGCUAUUGUAUAUGGCAGAUUUUCUAUAAAAUCAGAUGUGUGGUCAUUUGGAAUUUUGCUAAUGGAAUUAUUUACAUAUGGUCAAGUGCCAUAUCCUGGUAUGCAUGGACGAGAAGUUAUUGAACAAGUGGAACAUGGUUAUAGAAUGCCAAAACCUGUUUCAAAUUUUAUACCUGAUGACAUUUAUAGACUGAUGUUAUUAUGCUGGGACUCCGAUCCUGAAAAACGACCAACUUUUGAGUUCCUUAAUCAUUACUUUGAAGACUUCACUAUUACCUCAGAAAUACCAUACAGGGAAGUAAGUGAUUGAAUAUAUUUAAAGUACACAUGAAUUUGUACAACUCUUGAAGUAAUGUAGAAUAUUUUAUUUCUGUAAUUUUCCUUUUUUUAGUCAAACAUGUCCUAAUUUAAAAUAUCAACUUCAUCAUUUAAUAAUAUAAUUUUUUUUUUAAUUCACUAAUAAAUUUACUUGUACAUAUUUUUAAUUUUUAAUUAUUUGUUUUUAGAUCUCAUUUUUUUAAAUUUAUGAUUUUGUUAUCAAUUAUACUUUCAUAGAAUAAUAUGCCAUGCUUAAGUAUUGUGCAUUUAUUCAUGCCAAAUACUUAUUUUAAUCUCUUCAAAAAUAAAAAUAUAUGCAGAUAAUAUGGAGAACAUAGAAUAGGUAUUUAUAUACCAACUGUUGGAUAAUUCUUUUUAUGAAUUAUCUAAAAUAUACAGGGCUAAGUAUGCAUUUAUAGCUUAUCAAGUAUCAAAUAUAAUUCUUAUUAAUUUUAAUUUAUAAUAUAAACUAAAAUAUGAUAUGAUAAAAAUAUCUUUUUCAUAACUUUUGAUAUUUUUAUACUAAAAUUAAUACUUCAGUAACAUUUUUAUUAUGAUUUAUUAUUAUCUUAUAUUCCUAUCUUAAUUAAACCAAAGUAAAAUUUAUUUUAA
This is a messenger RNA of Daktulosphaira vitifoliae (grape phylloxera), 2622 nucleotides long. RefSeq names its product tyrosine-protein kinase Src64B (gene Src64B). Gene Ontology annotation, cellular component: extrinsic component of cytoplasmic side of plasma membrane. Gene Ontology annotation, molecular function: non-membrane spanning protein tyrosine kinase activity; signaling receptor binding; ATP binding. Bases 413 to 2002 code for a protein of 529 amino acids. Gene Ontology annotation, biological process: protein phosphorylation; innate immune response; cell differentiation. Lineage: Eukaryota; Metazoa; Arthropoda; Insecta; Hemiptera; Phylloxeridae. The transcript has 7 exons. The record is from RefSeq and is a predicted model, not a curated record.